CAUCCUCUUCGUGUGUGAUGGCUGCGUGGUCUUUGAAUCUGCCACGGGGGUUCAGGUUCUGUCCGACGGACGAGGAAAUCAUCGACUACUACUUGAGGUCAAAGAUCACUGGGAAUGACAAAAAGCUUCACUUUAUUCCCGAACUUCAUUUCUUCAAACGGGAGCCCUGGGAUUUGCCAGAUUUCUCCGGCAUAGAGACAAAGGAUUUAGAGUGGUUCUUCUUCUCGCCACAGGACCUGAAGCACCCGAAUGGGAAUCGGUUGAACAGGGCAACCAAUGCUGGGUACUGGAAAGUGACUGGAAAGGAUCGGGCAAUCAAGUCCGGAGCAAGCUUGAUCGGAAAGAAAAAGGUUCUGGUUUUCUAUAAAGGGCGUGUUCCAAUGGGCGAAAAGACUGAUUGGGUAAUGCAUGAGUACCAUUCAUCCCUUGGCACCUACCCCGGUCAGGUUGGCUUUCUAUCUCGUCUUUUGCCAUGUUGCUUUUUGCCGUUUAACCAAUUCUCUUUGUUGAUUAACUUUAUGCAGAAUACCUUUGUCCUCUGUCGUUUAUUCGACAAACAUAAAAAGCGUGUCAGAGGACCAAAAUUUACCACUUCCGAAUCUUGCCCUGAAAAAACAGAGUCGAAACUAGCACUGGUGUCAGUGCAAGCUGAAGAUUAUCGAACCACUGAUGAAUGUUUUGAUUCUGCAGAGAAUCAAGUGGCAGAAGUGACAGAUACUGAGUUUGAUCUGCGACUGGAGGAGGAAGAACUAAAAAUGCUCUCUGUCCUGAUGAAAAAUCCACUAGAUUGCAACCCUUUGACCCCCUUAACUUCACUCCCCAAUACACCUACCGUUUCAUCUCCCAACACAGCUAAAUCUUCUCUUGAAGAAGCAGAGUCUGAGCUAGCACUACUGGCUUCAGUAUUUCCAGCAUUAGGAGAGGAAGGUGAUAAUCAUGCUGCCGAAGAAACAGCUGGUGAUCAGGUGGAGGUAGACUCGAAUAUGUUCUCUGUCCCGCCAGAGCCACUAGAUUGGAGCUUCCUCUCCCCAUUACACUCGCAGAUGCAAAAAGUGUUUGAUCCUUUUUGCAUGUCUUACUCAAGAUACCUUGAUGAUGAGCUGCCUUUUCAAUAUGGCACGAAUGAGCCAGCCGCCUUUACCUCCGAGUUAUGGGGUCAUCCCAUGCCUAAUUAUCCAGAUGAAUUCCUUCAUAAUGAUCGUAGCAGUCAAAAGAAUCUCGCUUUUGACCGUGAGACCAUGGAAAACGUGGAAUCUGUUAAGGACAACAGAUCACGCAGUGCACCAAGUGUCACUACUGGACCUUUGGUUAUUAGCGACCAAACUAUCAGCGACGACUUUUGGGUCGUCACUGACAGUCGUCGGUAA
This is a messenger RNA of Alnus glutinosa, 1367 nucleotides long. Its product is annotated as NAC domain-containing protein 14-like. The record is from RefSeq and is a predicted model, not a curated record. Gene Ontology annotation, molecular function: DNA binding. Lineage: Eukaryota; Viridiplantae; Streptophyta; Magnoliopsida; Fagales; Betulaceae. Gene Ontology annotation, biological process: regulation of DNA-templated transcription. The coding region runs from base 18 to 1367 and encodes 449 amino acids. The transcript has 4 exons.